AAGCCAGCUCUUCAAACGAAGUACAGUCGGAUAGAUAAUUUACAGUGCGAACGAACAGUAGUUGUAGUACUUGUUGAACUCGAACGGAAACUUGCUCACGUCACGUUUGUCCCACGCAGUACCAGUAGAAAUAGUAAAAUUCCCUCCCUCUGUAGAAGAACUAGAAGUAAGGUUCAAGUCUACAAUGGGCACCAGGUAACCAAAAAUCAAGAACGGUCGCAACUAUGGCUAUGCGAGAAGUUAAACUCUGCUUGCUCGGGGAUUCUGGAGUUGGGAAAUCCAGCAUCGUGCAGAGGUUUGUUUGUGAUUCCUACCAAGACUCCAUUCCACCAACGAUUGGUGCCUCGUUUAUGUCUAAAACAGUCACAACAGGAGAGAAAUCUUUCAAAUUUCAGAUAUGGGACACAGCUGGCCAGGAAAAGUACCGAGGUCUGGCACCCAUGUAUUACAGGGGAGCUGCUGCAGCUGUUGUCGUGUAUGACAUCACCAGUCAGAUGACUUUUACCAAAGUUCGAGACUGGAUACGGGAAUUGCAGCAGCAUGGCCCAGAAAACAUUGUCAUAGCGAUAGCUGGGAACAAGUUUGACAUGUGCGACCUCCGGGAGGUAGAGACAAGAACUGCCAUGGACUAUGCCCAAGAUAUAGGGGCUGUGUUCAUUGAGACAAGUGCCAAAACAGCAGCCAACAUCAAAGAACUCUUUAUUAAAAUCAGCGAGCAGUUACCACCAGAGACAGUGAUGCCUUACAACUCCACCGACACUGUGGACCUCAGGAAGCGAAGGGCGCAGGCCGGCAAGAAAAGUGGAUGUUGCUAGUGGUCAGACGACAGGUGCUCUUUUUGCCGCUGGUACCUUGUAGUCACUGUCUUCAGUUUUGUGUUGUGUAAUAUCCUCCCUACUAAAGGGCGGAGUUGUCUACACAUCAGGUACAUUUUAAAGAAUUUUUUUACAGUUCCAGGAGCAAAGCUAGUCAACAUCUAAACCCAGGCGUAGCUGAACGCAACAGGUGGGAAUGCCAAUGGGGCCUCCUUGUACAGGGCAAUCAACAGGCGUGGAACAAACUGGUAGCGAUCGAGACAACUUGAGCCAGUUCCAGUGAGCAAUGCCUGUGUUGGAUCCUGUGAUGGCUGGCAAACCUUAGGCGUCAAACCCAGUUGUUGCCAUGUUGGGCAAGUUCCUCGCUUGGACAGUAUUACAUUGUCUGUUGUUGCGUUCAAUGGGGUUUCCAGCCAAACUACCUGGGAGCGUUAGGGUAACAAUUUACCUGAUUGCAGCUCACAGGACUCUGCAUUGAGCAAACGGCGCUAACCUUAGUACGAUUCACUUGUGUCAAGCUCAUACAAGUUUGUUGCUAGUGAGCUCAACCAGGCUCUGGAUAUGUCUUGCAUCCCCGAAAUUCUAACAAAGGUAUCAACACGAGAACACAAUAUUUAUCACAUUUCACACCUGUUAAUGUGUGCUACUUGUUCUUUCUGCCAUUCAAAAUAUGAAUGAAAAGUACGGAAUGUGACACCUCUUGAUUUUAAUCUGUACCAGACCAUGCAGACCAAAUCCCAGGUUUAUUUUUUAAAGUAGUUCAGGUAUUUCCGCAAUAUGUUCAUGGAGCCUUUCCAAAGAGUGAAAGGGCAGAGUGUAAGGUCUCUGUAAUGGUCAUGUACAUUUACAUUAUCUGUAAAGAAAAAGGAGAAUAAGAAUGUCCAACAUUCCUUGCCCUUUUAAAGUUGAAAGUGAACGUAAUUGGUCAAAUAAAAAAAAAAAGGAACAAUGCUGAAAAUGUAAACGCACAUGAACUCACGUGACUGAAAACGAAAGCUUCCUUUUUUCCGAAAUUGGCUGGAAAAACCUACAAUCUAAUGCAGAUGCAGUGGAAAAAGUGGGAUUGAUUCAAAGUUUGCACUGCUGUGAGUCUUACAGAAUUGUAGAAUGGGCACCUGCUUGAUUUGUUCCGUUCCUGGCAGCUUCCACAGCUUUGGCAAAACGUCCAUGCUUGCAGGAGAACAGUCUUCUUUCUCAAAUGCAUAGUUACCACCUGACUACCCCCUCCUUAAACGAGGGAAGGAGGGACGGAAUGUAAGCCACUGCACCAGUUUGAAUGUCAACGCUAGGAAACGAGUCUUUUUUUUUUCAGCUUAAUGCUAACAAAAGAGCAGAUGGAAAGAAGUCCAUAUUGGACAAGUUCACGAGCGUCAUGAACACCCACAAGUUUACCCUUCUUUUCAAAAUUUUUCUCCUAGGCACUGAAUCCCCUUUUUCCUCACUAAUCCCCCAAAAAUGACAAGGCACCCCUUGUUAUACCCGGUAUGUACGACGUUCAAAGAUUGUGAUGGUCCAGUGUGGAAUUGUUCCCAAACAGAUACUUAGGGGCAUCCAUUUCUGCAAGUUUGGGGUUGAAAGGAAAGGAACUGUGCAAGAUUUACAAAACAGCAGAACUUUUAGUACUGUAAGUGCUGGAAUCUUGUGAAAAUUUACAUAUAUCACCUUGCAUUUCAAUCAAUAUAUAUUCUGAGAAUUUGUAAACGCCUUACAUAUCAAUGCCAUACUGUGCUUGGUUGUAUUUAUUGUGUCAAAAGCUGUCAUCUAAAAAUGAAAUUGGAGAGACUUUAUGAUAGAACCAUUUUCAUGAAAUUUAAUGUUUUUUAUGACUAUAUUUGUGUUUGAAAAAUGCAAAUGAACUACUUGAAUUGAAUCUUUCUGCCACUGCCAGUAAAGGACCAAUACAGUACAUUGGCAGAAUUCCAUUGAAAAAGAAGUAAAGUUUAUCCACAUUGGAAGUGGGCUAUGUUUCUGUUUUCAACGUCAGUUUGGUUGGAAAGUUGUGUUCUUGUUCAGCAUGAUUCAGUUAUAAUUGUAAUUUGUCCUAGUUGGAGUGAUUCCUGUCAUCAAAGUUCUUGCUUUCACCUUCGCCCAACGUUCCUGACUCCACCCUAGGUCGCCAGAAAAAGCUUUGCCGAUUAAUGCCAACCCCCCCCUGAUUUAAAGAGAUACUUGACUGAAAGUCGAACACCAUUUCUGCAUCUACCCAAAAAUGGUGUGAGCUUGUAGGUAUUUUAAUAGAUACAAAUCAGUUUGUAUUCAUGCCGUGUGCUUGUUUACGGCUUACCUUUACACCCAGGUGUGUGUAUUUCACUGUCACAUGUCUAACAGAAACCAGAGGGGAAAAUCAAGUUUGCUUCAUACGUAAACAUUCUUUUAACAAGGAAUUUUUCAUUAUAUUUUCAGUGAACGUUACUCUUUAUUUUGCAAUGCAAACAUUCCUUUAAAACUUCUCUUCAACGUUUGCCAGUGUAGAAGGCUUUCCCUUUCUACAUCCUGUGGACCUCCUUGUUCAUAGACCCGUGGAUACAAGGAAGUAACAUUCUGACUUUCACAAGGAAAACAUACAUAUUAUCAAUGGUGUAGUUGAGACCUCUGUAAGACCAUCCCAAGACCAGUCAUUUGCAAAAGUUUAGAACCACCCAUACAAAAACCAAUCAAUCAUGGCAACUUACGAUUAUUUUCAGUGCGUAGCUUUAGUAUCUUGGUCAAACAGCUAUUUGACUGUAUUUCUCUGAUUUGAAAUGUUAACAGUCUAAUAUUUAGUGUGCCCU
Molecule: messenger RNA, 3586 nt
Organism: Acanthaster planci (crown-of-thorns starfish)
Lineage: Eukaryota; Metazoa; Echinodermata; Asteroidea; Valvatida; Acanthasteridae
Product: ras-related protein Rab-22A-like
Molecular function (GO): GTPase activity; GTP binding
Source: RefSeq, a predicted model, not a curated record